Molecule: messenger RNA, 1019 nt
Organism: Setaria italica (foxtail millet)
Lineage: Eukaryota; Viridiplantae; Streptophyta; Magnoliopsida; Poales; Poaceae
Product: putative pre-16S rRNA nuclease
Exons: 6
Coding region: 88-816 (242 amino acids)
Biological process (GO): rRNA 5'-end processing
Source: RefSeq, a predicted model, not a curated record
AAGGAAUACGGCCCAUAACUUCUUCCCCUCCCUAUCCAAUCCAAUGCUGCGAAUCACCCGCACCGACCGCCCAAUCGCCUCGCCGCCAUGACAACGGCGGUGGCCAUGGAGCUGGCGCCGCUCCUGCGGGCCGGCACCGGCGCGGCGGCGGCCGCAUCCUCCUCCUCCUGCUCGCAGCGAAUCCCGCUCCCGCGUCGAAGAGCUGUCGGUGCUAUCAGGGCGUCUCCGGCGUCCGGUCGGUCCGAGGGCGCCGGCGAGCUCCCCGCUCCGCUCCUGCCGAACGCGCGGCGGCGGGGGCGCGACCCCCUCUGGCACGGAGGCGGGUUCAGCCUCGGUGUGGACCUCGGUGAUGCUCGCACCGGCCUCGCCGUCGGGAGGGGUAUCACCCUCCCUCGCCCCCUCACUGUUCUGAAGCUGCGCGGGCAGAAGCUGGAGGUGACGCUGCUCGACGUGGCUCGGCAGCAGGAGGCCGACGAGCUCAUCAUCGGGCUUCCCGUGUCGGCCGAUGGGAGGGAGACGCCGCAGUCCAACAAGGUGCGGAGCGUUGUCGGGAGGCUCGCCGUCCAAGCGGCCGAGAGGGGCUUGAGGGUAUAUCUGCAGGACGAACAUGGAACUUCGAUUGAUGCUCUUGAUUACAUGAUCUCCAGGGGUGUCAAAAAGUCUGCACGCUAUGUCAAAUCUGAUGCGUAUGCUGCUGUGAUGAUAUUGGCGAGAUAUUUCAAGUCAUCAGGUCAAGGGGCUCAGAUUGUUCUUCCCAGGCAACAAGAAUUACAGGACAAUUUAAUAGCUCACUCUAGGCGGGAUGCUGAAAUUUAGGAAGGCAUGUCUUGUACUUUCUCCAACUGUAGACAACAUAUCCAAUAUAUAUAAUUGACAAGAAACACUUUGUUGUGAUGUUGUCUCAGUGACUUAUUAUGUUUUGGUUUUACACCUAGAACAAUCAAGGGGAAAUUGGCAGCAACUUCAAUUUCUAUACCACAUCAUCAUCGGGUGUGCUAUGCAUAAAUGAUUAUUCGAGA